Priceomyces carsonii is the source of this 2331-nucleotide messenger RNA. RefSeq lists its product as uncharacterized. The coding region runs from base 1 to 2331 and encodes 776 amino acids. The transcript is spliced from 2 exons. Gene Ontology annotation, cellular component: NatC complex. The record is from RefSeq and is a predicted model, not a curated record. Gene Ontology annotation, biological process: N-terminal peptidyl-methionine acetylation. NCBI's taxonomy places the organism in Eukaryota, Fungi, Ascomycota, Pichiomycetes, Serinales, Debaryomycetaceae.
AUGCUGACCCUAGAUUCAGAUCCAGAUGAAUAUGUCGAUGUUACGGAAGAGUUCAUUGACUCUUUGAAGAAGGUAAAAAGCGGGAAGGUAGUCCAAUCAAAGCUUUUCAAUCUUUUAGAAGGGACAAGAGCUGUUGAAAUUAGUAACCCGAAGUUGGACACGGGCUUAAUAUCUCUUAACGAAGCAGAAAUCAACUUCGAUCCCAGAGAACCCCAGUCUAUCGAGGAAAUAAUAGGUAUAUGCAAUAAACUACUUAAGCUGCUCAUCAGCUGGUUAAAUAGCAGUUCAUUGCCAGUGACAGUUUUAAGCUGUAGAUAUGUUCAAACAAUUCUAGACAACUAUCGAAGCUCACCUGGUUCUCUAGGGACACUAAAGGCUUGUACUUUUGAACUCAAACGGCUAAAAGCGCGAGAGUACGAUGAAGGAUCUUUGGAAUACAAAUUGAUUAAUACGUUCCUACGGUCAUUUGUUCUCGGAUUGAGUAAGUUCAUUGGAUUUUGUUUAAAUAUGGCCUACAAUGUUCUUUACGAAGAAGAAGAUUUAACGACUAGGGCCAUGGAGUUGAAUUUUUUAUCAGAAGUUCCAUUGAAUGUUCUACUCAAUGAUAUUAAUGAAACUAUCUCAUGGAUAAAGGAUUCCAUCGACAUGAAGUAUCAGCCUAUUUUUCUUGGAUACCUCGAGUUGGCCGAAAGUAUGGCUAAAAUAGAAUCGGUCUUGAAUAUAUCUGUUCUGUUAUUUGGUGUUAAUUCGCUGAUAGAUAAUCAAACAGAGUUUUUGACAAGAGCUGUAGGCUACAUCGAGGAAGUUAAAAAAGUCGAAGAAUAUCCUGUUCCCGAUGGUUCAUUUUCUCAGUUUGUUCAAAUGGAUAUGAGCAAUAAGAAUAUUCCAACUGAUUUAUAUGAAGUAUCACAAGCUGAAACUUUCACCAACUUGACUUGCAUGUUCACAUCAAUAUAUGAUUUCAUUCAAAAAUUUGCAAAAAUCGAAAAUAUGGUUCAGUUGGCGUCGUUUUUAAGGUUCGAAGUUGGUUAUAAAAUCCAUUCAAAUUACAACGUCAUAUCUCGUGGAAUUUUUCAGCUUUUUCUAAUAAGAGACGAUAAGUCAAUAGUAGGAUCUCACGACAACAUUGGAAGUCUUACCUUGAAGUCAAUUGAAAACCUUGUUGGAAAAAAUUCCUCCAUUUUCAAUCACCAUCAAUGGAAUAUUCAAGGAACUGCUCAAUUCGCCCUGACUACCAAGAACGAAAUUUUUAACAAAUUGAAUCUCAUAUUCGGUGAUUUGGAAAGUGGAAUAUAUCACUACUUAAAUGUCGUGGGUAAUAACAGAUGCCGUCAAAGGCAAUUGAUGUCUAAAAGUUUACUAAUAUGGGAUACUCUUCAAGUAAACUUUGAAUCUUUCGAAAUAGAACUAUGGGAAAGAUUUAAAAUAGGAGAUAUCCUCGUCAACGAGGAUGCUGCAUUGAGUCUCAGUUCUUUUAUUUAUUAUAUGAAACUCGAUGCCAUGAUAGAGACAGCGUUAUUAGGGUUCGAGUUAGAAUUAUACAAGGAGUUUGAAUUCUGUUUAAUCUUUUGGUAUGUGUCAUACUUGUCACAGAUAAUGAUAGAGCACUUGACAAUGAGAAUUAAUGGAAUAUUAGAACAGAAAAUUAAUUUUAUUGAAAUAACAGUACCAAAAAGAAUUAAAAAAUUGAAAGCGGGACCCAAAAAAAACAGUCUUAAAGAGACAAAUAAAAAUCUCUCUGAGCAGGUUCUUCCAAGUUUGCAAAAGACUUUGAACUACAAUAAAGGAUAUCUCGUCAAGCAAUACAUUGCAUUACAGAGUCUAUCUGAGGGGUUGAAAAUGUUCAUUAUUGUCCUCUCUUCUUUAAACAUCAUCGGUCUUUUCGCCCCCAAAAAAUCCAUUACUAGCCCAGAACUUCUAUUCGAAUUAAGAAUGAAACCUUGGUCAAGUAUUGGUGUUCCCGUGUUACCUAACUUCGCCCAAUAUAAGCAAUCUGUCAGUCUUGGGUUGUUAGAUGAACAGGAAAAACGCAUUGGGCUUCGAAAGCUCUUGCACGUUGCGAUUGGGAAAUUCAAUCAAAGUAAGCUGACAUACGCUAAUAUAUUACAAUUCAUUAAUGAAAACGACGACCAGUUCAUGGGUGCUGCUAUUGUUGAAUGGUACAGUAAUCUCUCGAAGACCUGUGUAAUGUAUUCACUUGAAGCCACUUCAUUAAUAAAAAUUUUGGAAGGGGACAAUAUUGAAGUUGAAAAUUUUAAAAUUGAGAUUGAUAAGGGCUAUCAUGUUGAUUUCCCCAAACUUUCUAUAAUUGCCCUGCAUUCUUGUACAUAG